AUGGCCUUGGGGCCGGUUGUCUCGUGGCCCGGCCGUGCCCCCCCACGGAGGGGGCCCGCCGAUCACCAGUGGGCGCUGCUGGGGUGCGUGGUUGUCCUGGCGCUCGCGUGCGUCCUCGGCGUGGCCCGGCUGUUCAGGAGCAUGCACGUUGGCGGCACGGCCUCCGACGAGUGGCUGCCGCGAGGCUACUGCGAGGAGCGGUCGGCGAUCGACAUGCUAGACGUCCCCGCGUCUGAUCUCGUCACGGAGAUGACAUUCCUGGAGAAAGCCAGGCUGGUGGCGGGCGUGGGCUGGCCGACGUUCGCCAGGCCCGACGAGGGCUACUACGUGGGCAACGUGCUCGCGAUCCCGCGGUGGUUGGCGUCCCCUGGGAUCCCGUCCAUCAAGAUGCAGGACGCCGCCCAGGGCUGGCGCACCAACAGGCGGCAGGUCGGGCAGGUCACCGCUUGGCCUUGUUCUCUCGCCGUCGCGGCAACGUGGAGCAGGGACACCACGAAGGCUUGGGCGGCCAGACUGGGCCUGGAGUUUAGGAUGAAGGGCGCCAACGUUGUGUUGGGUCCCGCCGUGAAUGUGCACAGGACCCCCUUCAACGGGCGAAACGCGGAAUACCUGUCUGGCGAGGAUCCGGCCCUUGGCGCGGCCCUAGCUCGGAUGUACGUCCAGGGGGUGCAGGAUGACGCUGGGGUCGCCGCGGUGGUGAAGCACUUCGAGGGCAACCAGCAGGAGACGAGCCGGGUGGACACCAACACAAUCGUGGACGAGCGCACCCGAUGGGAGCUGUACUACCCACCCUUCCAGGCCGCUGUGGAGGCGGGUGCCGCGGCGGUGAUGUGUGCCUACAAUAACAUCAACGGGAGGCCCGCGUGUGAGAACCCCGAGCUGCUGAAAGUGGAUCUGAAGGAGCGGAUGGGCUUCGGAGGGUGGGUGAUGAGCGACUGGUGGGCUUUCAAGAGCGCAAACUCGACGAGGUCGGGCGCGGACAUGGAGAUGCCUGGCGCGCCUGUCCACAGCUUCUGGGCCCCAGAGGCCCUAGAGGCGCUGCCGCAGGCGGAGCUCGACGAUAUGGCCGCAAGGGUGCUCGGAGGCAUGUCCCGCUUCUGGCGCCGGGACCAGGACGGGUGCCGGGCUGGCUGCAAUUGCGACGGCGAGCUGUAUCGGACAGGGGCCACCAGCCUGGAGCACGUCGAGUUCGCGCGCCGCAUCGCGACGGAGUCCGCCGUGCUCCUGAAGAACGACGCGCCGCCAGUGCGUCAGGGUGGCGACAGUCCAAGCACUGGCCUCUUGCCGCUGCGGGGGAUCAAGGCUCUGGCCGUCGUCGGCGAGGCAUGCGAUGCUCAGCGGGACGUCGAUUGGUACUUCGACAACUGGACACGGGGAGACUACUACACUGUCGGAGGCUCAGGCCGGGUCCUCUCCGACAAGGUCUCCACCGUCCUCGGGGGACUCCUGGCGAGACGGCCUGCGGGCCUGGAGGUGAUCGGGAGCGCCUCCGACAGCUUGCCCGAGGCCCUCCAGGCGAUGGAGGGCGUCGACGCGGUCGUCGUCUGCGGCGGGGCGACGUCGUCCGAGAGCUUCGACAGGGGUACGCUGCGGCUCGACCAGGAGGGCUUUGUGCUGCGGGCGGUCGCCGCGGCCGUGGCGGCCGGGCUCCCUUCCGUGGUCGUGGCGAUGGUGCCGGGCGCCGUGACCGCCCCUUGGAGCCACAACGCUACCGCGGCGCUGGCGCUGUUCCUGGGCGGCCAGGAGGCCGGGAACGCGGUGUCGCCGAUCCUCCUCGGCAACGCAUUCCCCUCUGGGAAGCUCCCCGUGACCUUCCCGUCGCGGGAGAAGGAUGCGAUUCGGCCUUGCAUGGGCCGCAAGGAUUUCCGGUGCACAUAUUCUGAGGGCUUGAUGGGCGGUUGGCACGCUUACGACGGCAAGCCCGUGGAUUUCCCUUUCGGCCACGGGCUCGGCUAUACCGAGUUCGAAUACGAGAAGGGGACCGUGACCUCCGAGAAGGCCUGCAAGAACAGCACGGACCGAGUCUGUUCGGGCGUGCGCAUCAUCGUGAGGGUCGAGGUGAGCAACAGCGGCAGCAUGCAGGGCGCGGAGGUGGUGCAGCUGUACGUGGGCUUCCCGAGCGGGCUGGGAGAGCCGGCGCUCGUGCUCCGGGACUUCCAGAAAACGCCCGCCCUGGCCCCCGGCUGGAGAGCCCCAAAGACGGCAGCAGCCUUAAACUCUCGGAGGUCCGCGCCGAUCCAAGCCACCUGA
Messenger RNA from Prorocentrum cordatum, 2250 nucleotides. The record is from the annotation of a GenBank genome assembly. Lineage: Eukaryota; Dinophyceae; Prorocentrales; Prorocentraceae.